Molecule: messenger RNA, 1556 nt
Organism: Betta splendens (Siamese fighting fish)
Lineage: Eukaryota; Metazoa; Chordata; Actinopteri; Anabantiformes; Osphronemidae
Gene: prkab1b
Product: protein kinase, AMP-activated, beta 1 non-catalytic subunit, b
Exons: 7
Coding region: 455-1246 (263 amino acids)
Biological process (GO): signal transduction
Cellular component (GO): nucleus; nucleotide-activated protein kinase complex; cytoplasm
Molecular function (GO): protein kinase binding
Source: RefSeq, a predicted model, not a curated record
GGCCUGAGUUCUGUGAGGACAGGAGGCGGAAGAGGUGUGUUUAGUUCAGCAGACGCGCAGAAACCUCCACAAACUGGCAAAAGUGGCGGAGCUGAGCUGAGACCGAACAAGCGAGGCAAAAGAAGCGAGGUCGGACCGAACUCCGUCGAUCCGGCGCCUGUCGAUGCUCCGGUGUUUGUUUGAGUCCAAAAAGGAGGACGUCUCCUCGAAGACGGAAACGACGACGAACGAGUGAAAAAGACAAACGUGCUGAUUGGCCUGAAUCCGUUCUGAUCUCAUCGGACUCCGCUGGGUUUUUAGACAUUCCACUUCUGGCGACGGGGGAACGGACCGUGAACUACCGCUGUGCCUCGGUCCAACGUCAGCCUGGUGCCUUCCAGCGCAUGAAGGACUCGUGACUCGGUGUUGCCGUGUGUGUGCGCGUGCGUGCGUGCGUGCGCGUGCUGGCGCCGGGAUGGGGAACAGCAGCAGCGACAGGUCCAGCGGGGGUCAGGGUGAGAGGUCGUACAGGGACGGACAGGGAGCGAAGGAUGCGCGUCCCAACAUCCUGAUGGACAGCUCGGAGGACGCGGACCUGUUCAACGCCAAGGCUCCGCAGGAGAUGCAGGAGUUCCUGGCCUGGCAGCAGGACCUGGACAGCAACAGCAAGAACCCGGCGCAGGCCCGGCCCACCGUCUUCACCUGGUCGGGGGCCGCCAAGGAGGUCUACGUCUCGGGUUCCUUCAACAACUGGGCCACCAAGAUCCCGCUCAACAAGAGUCAGAAAAACUUCGUGGCCAUAGUGGACCUGCCGGAGGGGGAGCACCAGUAUAAGUUUUGCAUAGACGGCCAGUGGACGCUGGAUCCCACCGGGGCUGUAAUGACGUCUAAAACGGGCACCGUCAACAACGUCAUCCAGGUGAAGAGGACCGACUUCGAGGUCUUCGACGCCCUCAGGCUCGACUCCCAGGACUCGGACGUGUCAGACCUGUCCAGCUCGCCUCCCGGGCCCUACCAGCAGGAAGCGUACGCGGCCAGGUCCGAGGACAAGGUCCGGCACCCCCCGGUCCUGCCCCCCCACCUGCUGCAGGUGCUGCUCAACAAGGACACCGGCGUCUCCUGCGACCCCACGCUGCUCCCGGAGCCCAACCACGUGAUGCUCAACCACCUGUACGCCCUCUCCAUUAAGGACGGGGUGAUGGUCCUCAGUGCGACGCACAGAUACAAAAAGAAGUAUGUGACCACCCUCCUGUACAAGCCGAUAUAGACAAAGUCCUGAGCAAGGCAUGUUUUAAAUGUAUUAGUGAGAAAUCUUCUUUUUUAUUGAACCUCUACCAAAGACAUGUAGCUGUCAUUGCAGCCGUUUUGCUUGUUUAAUGUCAUUCAGUGUUGGGACGUUCUGAUUUCUACAGCAUUUCUACAACACAAAGCUUUGGCCUUCAUAUCAGUCAGUGAGUCAGUGUUGCAAAGGAACGAGGAACACUUUCAAACGUAAUGUAGCGUUUCUUGAACUAAAACCUCAGUUGAGUUUGUUUGUUCGUUUCUCUUUUUUUUUGAAUAAAUUCGACUCAAAUGUG